AUGAAGAAAGUUUUGAUUGAAGUUGCAACAGGACUUCCGACAGUGUUUGGUAGAGAAGGAAAAGAAAGAAUGUUCAGUCCUCCCUCUAUUUCAGAGAAAGCUUUGAUUGAAGUUGCAGAACUUCAUUCUAGCGGUAACUUUAGAACUUCAUUGGUUGCAAUGGUAGACUUCCGGCGGCGGACUGCAGUGGCCAAUAAAACAGAGGAACCUAGCGGCAGCAAGAUUUAUAACCUGAAGAAAACUUUGAUUGAUUCCCUCUAUGGCACGGAUCGAGGGCUGAGGGCCUCUAGCGAGACUAGAGCAAAGAUCGUGGAGCUCAUCACCCAAUUGGAGGCCAAGAACCAGUACACCUCUUUCAUGGGCUUAUUCCCGCUGUUCCCAAGAGGGACGCUGCCACUAGUAAAGGUGGAGGAGAUAUCUCAGAGCAUAGACUCAUCAAACUUCAUGGUGGAGAAUGUGGUCCAGUUCACUGGGCCUUUGGCCACCACAACCUUGAGCACCAAUGCCAAGUUUGAAAUCCAAAGGUCCAAGUGCGUCUAG
Molecule: messenger RNA, 540 nt
Organism: Nelumbo nucifera (sacred lotus)
Lineage: Eukaryota; Viridiplantae; Streptophyta; Magnoliopsida; Proteales; Nelumbonaceae
Source: RefSeq, a predicted model, not a curated record